This is a messenger RNA of Neocloeon triangulifer, 3354 nucleotides long. Its product is annotated as calcyclin-binding protein. Bases 176 to 1003 code for a protein of 275 amino acids. Gene Ontology annotation, cellular component: nucleus. Gene Ontology annotation, biological process: heart development. The transcript has 4 exons. Gene Ontology annotation, molecular function: tubulin binding; ubiquitin protein ligase binding; S100 protein binding. NCBI's taxonomy places the organism in Eukaryota, Metazoa, Arthropoda, Insecta, Ephemeroptera, Baetidae. The record is from RefSeq and is a predicted model, not a curated record.
AACUACACGAGUAAAUAAGAAAGCAAGAAACUCUCGUCACGUUUUGAAGCGGAUAUUUGCGUCGGAUUCGCAUUAAUUUUACUUGGUUUGUUCACAUUUCGAGCGAUCCCCAUUGAAGUUUACAUAUAUAUAAGGGCCUGCGAAUUUGCUUUUCAUUAAAUUUAUAGCACUCAACAUGUCUGUGACCGAGAUUCAGAGUGAUCUCCUUGAGUUGAAACAGCUUCUCAACCAGGCAACAAGACCCCGAGUGCAAAACGCUCUGAACUUUGAAAUACGCAAGGUGGAGGCAGAAUUGCAGAAAUUCGCCGACAGCCAGGCAGAAUCUGACCAGAAGGCUCCGGCCAAAACUGCUGUAAGCAAACCCCCUACCAAGAACUACGAGGUCAAACUCCAAAAUUAUGCUUGGGACCAAAGUGACAAUUUGGUUAAAAUCUUUGUCUCUCUGAAUGGAGUGGAAGCUUUGCCUGAGGAGAACAUUUCAGUCACAAAUGAUGAAAGGUCAAUGGAGCUUCGAGUGAUUGGCUUGGAGAACAAGGACUACAUGCUGAAGAUUGUCAACCUGCUGAAGCCCAUCGGAGAGUGCACCUGCAGGACCAAGAAGGACAUGGUGGUGGUGAGCAUGAAGAAAAUCAAUCCUGGCCAGAAGUGGUCGCACAUCACCGAGACAGAGAAGAGGGCGGCGGACGCCAAAGCUCCCAAGAAACCGGAGGCGGCCGACGCGGACAUGACCGAUCCUUCGGGCGGCCUGAUGAACCUCAUGAAGCAAAUGUACCAGGACGGCGAUGAUGAAAUGAAGCGCAUGAUUGCUAAGGCGUGGACCGAGGGCAGGGACAAGCAGACACCCGACUUCAACAUCGUCGUGGAAGCGCAGAAGUUCUCUAAGUUCCGAGCGGCAAGGGCACAGAAGUUCUGUAUCUUUUGCCUGGCAGAGCGCAGAAGUUCUUUAAGUUCCACAAUCAGUUUUUUUCAGGAGAAACAAAAAACCGAUUUAUUAAAAAUGUAGAACAAAACCGAAUUUGAAAGUUUUACAACAAAAAAGAGCAUUAAAAUCUGGUCGAGAAGAUGUUUAACUCAUAAAGCAGAGGGUAUUUAUUUUAUAUUUAAAUCGCUUUUAAUAUGUGCCCUAAUAAUGCUUUCCACCGUAAUAAUUUUAUUGCGAAAUGUUUUUUUGAAUUUUUAAUAACCGAUUUUCACUAUAUUGAGCUGAUAUAAUUUAAAUAAUCAAAGUAUAUUGAAACAUACGAUUAGGUCUUGCGGAAUUGCUUUAAUGUGCAUUUGAAUUGAGACUGUCGAUGUGUCGAUUCCUCAUAAAGAACAUAGAAUGUGUUUAUUUUUGUUUCAAUUGGAUUAUAAAGGCAUUUAAAAAAAAAAAAAAUUAGAAAAUAAAAAGAGCCGAGUGUGAACCGAAAAAGUAUAAUUAUAUAUUAUAAUCAUAGCAAGCAGAGCUAAAACGUCCCACACUAUGGGAAAGGUCAAUAGAACAGUCUCACAACAUUGCUCCGAAUUGAUUACUAAAACCAGAAAAAGUAAAGAGCUAAAUAUUUGGUAUCAAUGAGUAAAUAAAUUAUAAAUUUGAAAUUCUUUUAUAAUUAUAUAAAAUAAAAUUUUAAAUUUUUUUAAAUAGAUUAUUUUUUAAUUUAUUUUUAUGAAUAAUUUACUUAUUUUGUCUUAAAUUAUAUUUUAUUUUUAAAAAUUUUGAUUAAGUUAUAUAUGUAUUUUAUAUUAUUUAUUUUUAAACGUUAAGAUUACUCUCCCGUUUUCUGCAAUAUUUCCGUUAAUUUAAAUUGAUUUUUCCAUAGAAUAAAAUGCACUUAACAAAAAUAUUUAUGGUUGCAAAAAAUUUUCAAUGAUAAUACAAAAAUAAUACAUUAUCAAAGAACACGCGCACUCAUGUAAUUAAUUAAUACUCUAAAUUAACCUCAAUUAAUCUUGCUGACCUCGCCUGAAUAUUUUUGGCCUACGCCAGUCACUGCGAAAUUUAUGUGCAAAUUAUAUCUUCAAAAUUUAUGGAAAUGAAGAAAACGGGCUUUGUCCUCAUUGAAAGAAUUGCUUUCUAUUCGGAAACAAAAUAACUCUACCAGUGCGUUUGCUCACGAAAUAGGGUCGCAUACGUAAUCGAAACUGAUAGAGCCAUUUUGUUACGACGAACUAUUUUUUUUUGACGAGGAGACGAAGUCCGUUUUCUUCAAUUCCAUAAUCAUCUCAUCGAGUGCUAAUUUCUUCAUUAUUAUUAUUUUUUUUUAAGAAAUGCAUGAAGAAUACUUUCAAAAUUUUUAAAUAAUUCCAUUUGUCAUACAAAAAUUUUGCGUAUUUAAUUUUUUACGUUCUGUUUGGAGGGCAGUUCAUUGUAAACAGCACUAAACUUGGAAAAAUGUGAAAAUUUUAGUUUCAUAAUCGGUUGACGUCUGUAUACUUAAAAAAGUGAUUUAACUUAGUGUGACCAAAUUUAGCUUAAUUUUUUCCUUUUUGCCUUUUCAAAAUUUAAAAAUCUUGAAAAUAUAAAAACAAAUUGACUGCCAGGCGUGACUUAAUUGUAAGCCGCCGCGCUCCGCGGCCCGCUCCGCUGAGAACAAAUUUUCCAGGCAGGCCAAAGUCAACUGCUACCUAAUAAUGAGGUCUAUAAACAAAGCUUUUUCUAUUAAAAAAUGAUUUAUCUCGAUUUUUUCCUUUAACAAAUAAUCAUUUUUUCAUCAGACUGCGUGCAUCAGUAAGCCAAAGUAAUGCACAAUGCAGCUUUCGUGUAUCGUAAAAACCUUUCCUUUUUAAGUUGCUGAUAAACGCAAUAUCUCCAGUAAAAAGUCUUAAAAAAUCAUAGAUUUAUGUCAAAAUGUACUUCCCCUGUUCAUUUCGAAAAAUUUCCACGAUCUAAUAUACAUAAUUUUUAUCCUCCGCGCCGUACGCGCGCGACGCGAACACAAGAACUCUUUGGCAAGUCCACUCGAGUGAAAUUAGCCAUCCGCGCCCCGCUUGCUGCCAACUUCUGGUCUAUUUAUUUCCACUUAUUGCUAAAAGAGGGCUUCCAGGCCUCACAAGUGGAUGAAAUUUUCACCAGACACGAGUCACGUGACAUAGUUAACAAAUCAUGAAGAAAAUCGGUUUGGCAAAAUUGGAAGUUAGAGAAUUUCCGGCUGCCGAUUUUCUCGUUGCCAGAACUUCUGCGCCCUUGCCGCUCGGAACUUAGAGAACUUCUGCGCUUCCACGACGACAUGUAACAUGUGCAUUGCAAAAUGAUUCAUAAUUGGAAAUUUUCUGCUUCCAAAGGAGACUACUUUGAACAUUUCUUUUGCAUUUAACUAUGGAAAUCCAUUAGAUUGUUUGAAGUCAUUGAAUUCAAUAAAAUGUAAUGGUACAUUU